AUGUGCGGAUACGAUGGCGGUAAUACUUGGUUUCCUUACCAUUCGCUCGUUCCCGCAUUUUUGGCGCGCGCGCUCAACUUCACUCUCUUCCACGAGUCGCCGUCAUCUGCUACAGCCAUGUGCUCAGCCGUGCAGAGUCCACGGCAUGCGAGGCCACCACCAAAACGCGCUCUUGAAGAAGCCGACCCAGAUCGCGCGUCUGACUUCGACAGUAGUGAUUUGGCAGGUGCCCCUCCACAAGUGUUAAGCUUCUUGAUCGACUUGAGAAAUAAACAAAGCAAAAGGCCGGAUCACCCAGGCGGGAAUCCAACCAAGACAGAGCCCAAUCGGCUCGGCGAACUUGUGGACUUAUUGACAACAGAGAUCCGAGAAUCAGUCACCAUACACAAAACCCCAGACACAAGCCAUCUUUCCGACAUUCUUCAUAAGCUCCAGAGCCUUGCAGCAAGUCUCGUCUCAGCCCUAGAUGACAAACAAGAAGCCUCAUUGUCAUUUGAUCAUGAUACUGUCCUGAUCAGCGGAGAUCGCCCAGAUCCAAACCAGGAGCAGCUGCUCGAAGAUGUUGGGUCAGUUGUCGAAAAUGAUCAAUUUGAGGCUGCGCUGGGAACCCGUUUUGCGCCAAUCAAUGUUGAUUUGCUCUCAGCGAAAGACCGCAUGGCCACUUUCCCAGAUGUCCUCGAGUCUGGUUUAGAGGGCCUUGAGAGGCGAAUCCAACUCGGCAUUCAUGCCUGGCCUGACAAGAACCUUGCGCAAUUCCGGCCUGGCCAGAUGGUGACCGCAGGAAUCCUCAAUGAGCUUUUGUUGAUGGAUCUACCACUUCGUUAUUCCUUGGGGAUCCCAGCUACAAGAGCCAAAAAAUUGCGAAAGACAUGUUCUGGUAUUGUAUUGACCUACUACGUUGAUGUUAGCAACCAGAUGUCUACAGUUGAAAGUGAGAAAAAUCACUUUGUGAUCUCGAUCAUCAACUUCGAGAACAUGAUGUUCACGUUCUGGAGAAUGAGCAAUGAGAAAUUCCAAGAGUUAAAAGUUGAGUACGAGGAAGCACUAGACCUUCGUCUUGAAGGAUCCAGUCACAACCUUGGCAAUUACGAUGGGAAUUGCUGCGUGUUUCGAUGUGCCGAAGCUAUGCGAUCCUAUUUUAGCAUCGAUGCUGGCGUCAUACAAGAUGAAAUCUCUCUGCGCCUAUACUUUCUUAAACGACUGAUCGAGUCAUGGAGUGGAACGACCCACGAGGCUGCCAGCUGUCAAGCACCGAACAGUGACGGAUCCCUACCUUCAGACUCUAUUGCGCAGGUGACAUGGGAGCUUGGUGAAGACUUUGACCCCGAUUCUGAUAUCAACGAUCUCGUUACAGCAGCGCAACUCAGCCUCGAUUGGGCUCCACAUGAGGGUCUCGACAUUGUGGAACCGACUGACGGAUAUCUGCCGCAAACUCCGUUGCCCAGUGAGAGAAUAAACAACCAGGCACUUCCCACAACGUCCGGAAAUUUUCUGAUAAGUUUUUCAGACAGACCAGAGAGGGCCUUAAGGAGACGCCUUUUGGAGACGGAUGAGACGGAGAUCGAGCUCCCGCGGAAGCGAAAGUCUACGGAAACCCCGUCCGUCAUCGAUUCCCUCAUGACAGCGUUGAUCGAUGAUGGCGCAUCCAGGCUAAGACACCAUAUCCUCACCUUCAACAGAGAUUCUCCCAAACUCCCGAACUCUUGGGACGAGAAAAUAAGCUGGGAAGAGCAGACUGCUGACAUUCUGAAGCUUGCCUCAAAGUGGGAAGAAUCGUCAGAAGUUGCUAGCUUAGUGGCUCUGGUAUUGAGAGUUUACGGUCUUGACUGUAUGGUCGCUAUAGCUCGAAGAAAUGCCAACAUAGCCGAAGGCCAACCGGAUCCUCCAAUAUCGACGACGGUGGCGGCUGAGUACCUGUGGCGAGGUCGUAAAGAAAGACCUACGGAUCAGGCAGUUCGGUGGAAUUAG
Cryphonectria parasitica EP155 is the source of this 1968-nucleotide messenger RNA. RefSeq lists its product as uncharacterized. NCBI's taxonomy places the organism in Eukaryota, Fungi, Ascomycota, Sordariomycetes, Diaporthales, Cryphonectriaceae. The record is from RefSeq and is a predicted model, not a curated record. Bases 1 to 1968 code for a protein of 655 amino acids. The transcript has 2 exons.